Heterocephalus glaber (naked mole-rat) is the source of this 2697-nucleotide messenger RNA. Lineage: Eukaryota; Metazoa; Chordata; Mammalia; Rodentia; Bathyergidae. The record is from RefSeq and is a predicted model, not a curated record.
AUGUCUGGGGCAGCCGCGCGCCCCGGGGAGGGAGACUCAUGCCCCGGCGGAGUCCCGCGUGGGGCCAGCGCCGCUCGCCCCGCCCCGCCCCGCCCCGCCCCGCCCCGCGUCACCUCCCGGGCUGAGGCGGCGGGAGGUUGGGGGCGUCGCCCGGGGCUCGGGGAGGAGAGGCCGGCGGUGAGGGCGGGGGUCCCGGCCGCGGACCCGGGACCUGGCGCUCGGGCGGGCGCGGCGGGCACAGGCCGGGCCGCCGUCGGGGAGGAGCCGACCUGGUUCCCCAGCCUGGACUCGGCUCGGUCAGGGCAGGCGGCGGAGACGGCACCCGGCCGGGUCGGAGGGGCCGCCGCCCUUGGCGUGUGGACGAGCCCCCACCCUGGGGUGCAGGGCCCCGAGAGAUCGGAGUUGAGGCGCGAGUGUGCACCCCUACCUGCCUUGCACACCAGCGCCGUGUGGAACCAGGCCAGGCCUAGAGAUACUGAGAGGAGGCCAAGCAGGACCUGUCAGAGGCGAUGCAGCUCGGGCCUCAUGGAUGGCUCAUCGUGUCUCUGUGAACGGAUGCGACAAUCAGCCACUGUGCAGUACUGAGAGUGGCUCUGCUGGCUGGGCCAGGUCUCACUGCCCGGGUCUCUCAACCCUGCUGCUCUACACUACCAUGGCACUCUGCCAGCAAGACGCUAUGCCAGAUGGGGCCCCCACUCUGCCUUGAGCUGAAAUCGCAAGCCAAAAUAUGCAUUUUUUUCUUUAUCAUUCACCCAGUGUGUGGUAUUGCUAUUAGCAACAGAAAACAGGUUGGGGCAGGGUGGGUUUAUGUUCUGCUAUGUGACUGGCUGCUGCUCCUGAUGUCCUACUCGCCUAGACUAUUGCUUUCACCUUAUCUCGAUGGAGCCUGAUCCAACUGCUCUUGUCCAUGUCCUGUACUCUGCCAGACACCAUGAAAUUCAAGAAACCACAUCCUAGAUCUGAUGAAAGGAGAUGCAAGGCUCACUAUCAGCUGUGUACUGAUGGUACUGCAUCCCUAAUUACUUCACUAUCUUUCUGAUUAGAGUCAUAUAACACUAGGCUGAAAGGAAGAGAGAAAAGAGCACUCAUUCCCCAUGAAGGGAAGGUGAAGAAAGGAUUAGCAGAAGAACUUAAGAACACCCCAAGUUUAUUGGUCGUUGUCUUACUAGUCAAGGGAAAUUUGUUCAUCUCCAUACCAGAGAGAGAAAAAUGAGCUUAUCAUGCUUAUUAGCUGCAUGUUUAGGUGCCUAGCCUAUCUCAAGAAAACAUUACCAUAUCAGUAAUUUUGGAAAAGGCAUUCAAUUUUAGAGUCUUUGGCUUUCCUCUUGCAAAAUGAAAAUCGACUAAAAGGUGAUCAGUAAGAUUCUUCCUACCUCUCAAAUGCAGUGAUACUAUGAAAUACAACCAUUAUCUAAUAGUUACUUUUGAAAUAUACUAUUCAUUUAGCAAGUAUGUAUUGGGAACUAUUGAGAACAUACUGUACCUGUAUAGAAAAUAAUGCCUACCCUCAGAAAGUUCACAGUAUAGUACAGGGGAUACACAAACGCUUGUCAUCCACUGUGGGAUGUGCUACAAGAGAGGGAUCUAUUAAAGUUGGUGUAAGUACCAAGACAAUAUACCUAACUCCCAUGAGGAACACAAAAACAUUUCAACUGGGUCUCGAUAAUCAGAAAGAAAAGGUUGUUCAGGCAGAGGAACAAAGAUGGGUACACAGAAUCGCACAUUAUUUUGUGCCACUUGGCGUGUAGGUUUCAAGAGGCUGAGAAAGUGCAAUUGCCUGGAGAUGAGGCUGGAAACUGAGUGGGCCAGUGCAUGUAAAUCCUAGAAGUUAUGCUAAGCAGUUUGGACCUCCUCCUGCAACAGGGCUUCCCCAACUCAUCACUGCACUAAAAUUGCCCUUGUAGAUCUCAUUUACAUGCAGAUUCUAAUUCAAUUAGUUUGAGGUAGAGCCAGAUAUUCUGGUUUUCUAAUGAACCCCAAAUGAUGCCUGCAUCACUGGUUAUGGACCACACUUUGAGUGGGAAGUUUGUUGUACAAGGAAGUGAUGUGGUGAAAUUGUUUUUAGGAGAGAUCACUCCAUGAAUGAGUAGGAAGUGAAAUGAAAAAACAAUAAGAGUACUAAUAGAGAAAAAAAUUAGGAAGCUAUUAAAAUAAUAAAGGCCAAACAAGAACUGAACAGUAGCAGCAGAAAUGGAAAGGAGGGGAUAGCUUCAAGCUAUAUUUAAGAGGUAGAAUGGCCAGGCCUUGGUGACCAGUCAGCUGUGACAGGCAAGGGAGGAAGAGGAGUCCAUACAAGAAUCCAGUAGUUGGGGUGGGGAUUUAGCUCAGUGGCACCUUGCCUGCCUCAAAAGUGUAAGGUCCUGGGCCCGGGAUUUAGCUCAGUGGUUUCACUGCCUGCUGCGCAAGCAUAAGGACCCGAGUUCGAUCCCCGGUACCAAAAAAACCAAAAAACAAAAAGUAUAAGGUCCUUAGUUCAAUCCCCGGUACCAAAAAAAUAUAGAAUCCAAUAGUCUCACUUAGAUUGAAUUAAAUGAAUAAAAUCUCAUUAAAGAACACCAACCCAAGGAUAAAAAAAGCCUAUGAAAGUAAAUUUGUUAAACUAUUGCUUUUCUUUUCUUUUUUCCAAUUGUUCUGUGUAACCCUGUAAUAUUCUAAGGUUGAUCUCUUGCUAGGUCGUCCAAUGUGGGCAUAACCACA